Chinchilla lanigera (long-tailed chinchilla) is the source of this 6724-nucleotide messenger RNA. It is a transcript of the gene Ston1, whose product is annotated as stonin 1. Bases 1657 to 3861 code for a protein of 734 amino acids. The transcript has 4 exons. Gene Ontology annotation, cellular component: AP-2 adaptor complex; synaptic vesicle. The record is from RefSeq and is a predicted model, not a curated record. Gene Ontology annotation, biological process: synaptic vesicle endocytosis; regulation of endocytosis; clathrin-dependent endocytosis. NCBI's taxonomy places the organism in Eukaryota, Metazoa, Chordata, Mammalia, Rodentia, Chinchillidae. Gene Ontology annotation, molecular function: clathrin-cargo adaptor activity.
CUGUGCGCCCCGGCGCGAGCAGCCAGCCCGCGGGCGCGCUUGCCCAGCACUCGGGCGGUGACAUCCCCGGACUGGCGUUUGGACUUGGGGCGCCGGGGGUGGGGUGAAAACACAUUCCUGAGGUUUUACUUUUUCCGUUGGUUUGAUCUCCCGCGUCUCAGCUUCUCCGGCUAUGCUUUUUUCAGUAGCAGGGAUGCUUCAGGUCGUUAGCCCCAGUAUGAAGGGCGAGCGGGUGAAAAGAGAAUGUUUGAUGGAAGUGCUGGGCAGAGCCCGGGCCGCGGAAGUGGAGACUUCGUCCACGCUCGGCUUGUGAGUGGGAGAAAGGCUGAUUGCCACUUGCCCUUAGACGACCCAAACUACCAGUUACAGCCGCCUGCGGCCCGAGGUUUUCCUUUGCGUCCGGCACGGCCGUUGGUUGUUGGCCGCCCAGCCUGGCCCGCCCUGCGGCUCCCUCGCAGACCCGCUGCUGCUUUCCCCUACGCGGGAGCUGUGCGAACGAGGCCGUGGCGGAGGCUAAAGUCAGCGGGACCACAAAGAAGAAACAGCCUCACUUGUCUAACCCCGAGGCAGUUACUUCAGCUUAACUCUGAUUGGGUAGAAGAAAUGUCUAGUCCACUUGUGUGGUUUUUAUGUCGGUUCUUAUUAUGGUUGAAUCAGUGUUUCCAUGGGAGGCUUGGUUCCCUGUGCGCUUGGAGGGUGCUUGCUGAUUCUCACAAGGGCCUGGACAGAUCAAGUCUGGAAUGUGGAGCUGCUUUGUGUGUGUGUGUGUGUGUGUGUGUGUGUGUGUGUGUGUACGCACGCCCGCGAGGUGGGUGUUGAUCAAGGUGGAUACUGCAAACUUUUGUCAGCUCAGAAUCGGUGGUGGGGAGCAACCCGAGGCAGGUUUACUUCCACAUAACCUGGAAGUGCUGAGGCCUGAGCCGUGUGAGCAGGAUUACAGGGGGUGCGGACCCUUACUGAAAGGAAGGAGGACACACUUCUCUCUUUGUGUGCAGACAGUAGUGUGAUUGUAACAAGUGCCGUAGAUCAGGGUGUGAACCACCUGUUCAAACAGGUCGCAGUACUGAACCCUUUGGAAAUGAGGGUUUUCAAAAACACGAAUUUGUUGGAAGUAAAGAGCUUAUUUUAGAAUAUAAUUCACUUCUUUUCAUUGAUUCUUUGUUAGGAAUCAGUAGGAUUUACUGUGAGCUCAAAGCAUCUUUCAUAAAGAAGUGUUGUGACUUCCAUUCAAAAAGAAAGCUGUGGCUUCCAACUUGUUUGUUCUGGUUGCUUAGAAAAACAAUGUGCUCAGAUAAGAAUCUUCAGUCUCUUCCUCUUCCUGAGAAUAUUUAAUUGUGUAUUUAAUAUGCUGGAAGUUAGCUUUAUGCCAUUUGGAGAAAAACUUUUUUUGCGUUGGGCAGCUUUUGCUGCCUUUCAUGGAGUCUGUGAAACCGAGUGACCUGCCACCGGGCUGCUGUGGGUGCCGGGGGUGCCGUGAAGGUUGCAGAGGGUGGACACAGGCCGGGGUGGGCUGGUGGUGAGGUGGAGGCUGCCCUCCGGCUGGGCCAGGUGUGUUGUGGACCCCGGAAGUAUGGGACCUGCGGAGAGGACGGAGGCAGAGAUCCUUAAAAGAGACGACGUAUCUGACUCCUUGGCAAAACCACCCGCAUCCCGAAGAUGUGCUCCACGAACCCGGGCAGCUGGGUCACUUUCGAUGAUGACUCUGCCUUUCAGUCUCCAAAGCCAAGGAGUUUCCCUCUGGAGAACCAAGGUGUCUGUAGACCGAAUGGACUGAAGCUGAACCUCUCUGGCCUCAAAGAAUUCCCCAGUGGAUCGUCCUCGACCAGCAGCACCCCUCUGUCUUCUCCCAUUGUCGACUUCUACUUCAGCCCAGGACCGCCGAGCAACUCUCCUCUUUCUACACCUACCAGAGAUUUCCCAGGUUUUCCCGGCACACCCAAAGCAGGGCCUCAUGUGCUGUGUCCUAUUCCAGAAUCUUCUUCACAUGGCCCACUCACAGCAACUGGGGCAGGUUCCUCCUUACUGCCUGCUAAACCAACCUGUGUACCCCAGGCUUUCUUACCCGGUGACCUCCCUUGCGCAGGAGUAGGACCUACUCCCAAAGUAGGUCUUCCAGAUGAACUUUGCCCUCCGCAGGCUGAAAACACAGCGGUCCAAAGUGAUGCUCCCCAGUUUCAGUACUUCCGGGAGGACUGUGCGUUUUCAAGUCCAUUUUGGAAAGAAGAGAGCGGUGCUUCUCAGUUCACUUUUGAGCCCCCAGGGAGCAGAAAGAUGUUCUCACCAAGAGACAAGGGGAUGCCAGUUGAUCAAAAAAGCCUAAAUAAAUGCUCACUCAGUUACAUCUGUGAGAAGCUCGAGCACCUCCAGUCCGCUGAGACCCGGGACCCGCUUGGAGAGGGGUCUGCGCACUGUCCCUGUGCUGAAGACCCCGCCUUUGUCCCCCACACGCUCUUCAGGAGUCAGCCCAAAGCUGGGUGGGCCUUCAUGCUGAGAAUUCCUGAGAAGAAAAACAUGAUGUCUUCCCGGCAGUGGGGACCAAUUUUUCUGAAAGUUUUACCUGGAGGAAUCUUGCAGAUGUAUUAUGAGAAGGGGUUAGAGAAACCAUUCAAGGAGUUACAGCUCGAUCCACAUUGCAGGCUCUCUGAACCCAAAGUUGAGAGCUUCAGCGUGGCAGGGAAAAUCCACACUGUGAAGAUUGAACAUGUGUCUUACACAGAGAAGAGGAAAUACCACUCUAAGACGGAAGUGGUUCACGAGCCAGACGUAGAGCAGAUGCUGAAGCUGGGGUCCCUGGAGUACCGAGACUUUCUCGACUUCCUGACUACUGUGGAGGAAGAGCUGAUAAAGCUGCCAGCUGUUUCAAAACCCAGGAGGAACUACGAGGAGCAAGAAAUUUCUCUGGAAAUUGUGGACAACUUUUGGGGUAAAGUCACAAAGGAAGACGGGAAAUUGGUUGAAAGUGCUGUGAUAACUCAAAUCUGUUGCGUCUGCUUUGUGAAUGGGAACGUGGAGUGCUUUUUAACCCUGAAUGACCUUCAGCUGCAGAAGCGAGACGAAUGCUGUUUUGAAAAAGAUCCAGAAAAGAAGUGGAUUGAUAUUCUUGACUAUCAUUUGCAUAAGUGUGUGAAAGGACGAGAAUUUGAGCAAACAAGAAUCGUUAAGUUUGUGCCUCCGGAUGCCUGCCAGUUUGAGCUGAUGCGUUUCAAGACUUUGUAUCACGGGGACGAUCUUCCGUUUUCCGUGAAGUCUGUAGUCGUCGUCCAGGGGGCGUAUGUGGAGCUUCAGGCCUUUGUCAACAUGGCCCCGUCGCUUCAGAAGCCAUCCCACACCGGGUCCUUGAGGUGCUGUGACAAUAUCAUGAUACACUUCCCUGUCCCAGCUCAGUGGAUCAAGGCCCUGUGGACCAUGAAUCUCCAGAGGCAGAAGUCCCUGAAGGCCAAAAUGAACCGACCAUUGUGCCUGGGGAACUUACACGAACCCGAAUCUGAACCUGUCAUUCAGGUCACUGUGGGGUCGGCAAAAUACGAGAGUGCCUACCGGGCUGUGGUGUGGAAGAUAGAGCGGCUUCCUGAUAAAAAUUCAAGUCCUGAUCAUCCCCACUGUUUGUCGUACAAACUAGAACUUGGAUCUGACCAAGAGAUCCCCUUGGAUUGGUAUCCAUUCGCGACCGUUCAGUUUUCCAUGGCAGACACCUUUGCCUCGCGGGCGGAGGUCAGGUCUCUGGGGGUGGAAAGCGAUGUGCAGCCACAGAAAAGCAUCCAGCAGCGAGCUUGCUACAACCUGCAGGUUGAAAUAGAAAAGAAAUGGAUUAAAAUCGACGGAGAAGACGCCGACAGAGCGGGCGGCUGCGUGGCGCAGUAGGGGCAGCAAGCGGGGAUGUGGUAGCCGCGCACCGCACACGUAAUGGCAGAAGGCGCAGGAAGUCCCGGCUUGGGCGAUGGGCUGAAACGGCGGCGCUGACUUCCAAGUGUGGGCCGAGGACGGGUCCAAAGGCUGUGUUUAGAAAAGUUUAGACCUCGAACCAAACCGUCUAUCUUUUAUACUCUCCAUGUUUUUGCCCUGUGGGUUGGAUGUAAAAUGAACCUGUAAUUGGUGUGAUGUGUUGCUUUCUGUUGAAGCUCACGGCACUGUUAUCUGAUGUGUGUGUGACCUGGUAGCCAGCAUGGCUGAGGAGUUUUGGAAUUUUGAUUACUCCGUGGCUGAUUGUGUGCAUUGCCUGAGCACCACAUCCCUCCAUCCCCACCUCUUCUUGCUGCGCCAGAGGGCAGAGCACCGAGGGGACCUAAACUAAAGUAAUAAUAUCCCCUCUUCCUCCUUCCUGAAACAUGGUAAGGUAGAGAGUGAUACUGAAACGGACCACAGACUAAAAUGCGGAUUUGGAAGUAUCUGUGGUUUGGGAUGAUUCCUAUUCCUGUUCCCCGGCCACAUUGGUAAAUAGCCUUCGGCUGUAUUUGGCCCCUGUCUUUCCCCUACUGGAUAAUCAUUUUUGAAGUGUGCGGCAAAGGAGCUAUGCACAUAUUUUGGCAUAGGUCACUAAGACACACUGCCUUUUGGCUGGUGAGAAUCCUUUCAAAAUGGAAUAAGAGUGUUGGGCACCAGUUAAAAUAUUUAUGUAUGUUAAAGAUGAAUUUUUAAAGCUCAUAAAUAUUGUUUACUAGAAGUACACACUAAGAAUAUAUUUUGGUAAAGUAUUUGUAAUUAUCACAAGCCUCUCUUUGAGUAGAAGUUACAUCAUAUUAUGAUUGUUUUGUGCUGGUGCUGCUGUCAUGCCAUUUUAUGCUAAUCCUGCUUAAUUUUGAGUAUUUUUCUUUCAAAGAUGCUAAAGUAGAAGACACUAGAUUAUUUUACCUAGAUUUCUAAGAGGAAACAUUUCCUCAAAGCAGGAAAUGACUGUAGUAGUUUAGUUUCUAGUGAAAAACCACCAGCAUUAGCAGUAAUAAUUCUGCUUAUAAUUUCCUUUUAAUAUUUACAGUGACAGUUCAGAAUUUUAAAAUGUAUGAAAUCUGUAUUCAAGGUAUUUUUCAGUUGGAAAAGCAAAUUCUUCCAGGGGGUAUUAACACCCCUUCAGCUUAUGUUGAGUUUUAAAUGUGAUUGGGAGGCAUUUUUCUCUAUUUACUAGAUUUGUUUUGAGUCAAAACUGAUAUAAUGAUCUUCCAAAUAACAUUUAUUUGUUGGCCUACAGAGCUUGUUUCCUGUGUUUUAAUACUGUAUUACAUUCAUUUUAAUCUGUUCAAGAAACAGAUUAAAACAAACACUUAUGGCGAUCUAUAUCAAUCGACAGAUUUUACUGCUUUUUAUUUUUCUUACUACGAAGGCACGUAUUGCCAGUCAUGGUCAAAAUGAAUUGAUAUUGCUCUUUUUAACGUCACUUGAGGCAUUGUUCAUAAUACAUGCUGAAGACUCGCUGUUGAUAUAUAGGAAGGCAAAUCGUGUGUGUGUGUGUGUGUGUGUGUGUGUGUGUGUGUGUGUGUGUCUUUUUAAAAGCCUGCCAUCUUUCCUUAUCAUCUAGCGAGGGCGCACCGUGCUGUGGCUUCUGUCUGCUCAGGAAGAUAGAGACGGGCCAGGUAUGACGCUCUACUCCAGCCCCAGGAAAGUUAGCGAGAUGAUCUCUGCCUUUCCUUUCUCAGUGUGCUCCCCAGCAUCGUACCCAUGAAGAACUCACUUAAUAAAUAUUUACACUUCCAAAUAAGUUCAGCAGAGUGUCCAGUUAAUCCCCCCUUGUGGUUCACGGGCUAUUGUCUGCGUUACCUCACUUCUGGCCUGAGUCCCGAGCUCCCCAGCUUGCAGGGACAUCUCAAAAUUCAGGGCUGGAAAUACAGUAACAAAGGACUGAUAAAAGCCCAAAUUGAGUUUCAGCCACAACCAAAGGUUGAUAGCGUUAAUAGCAGGGUGCUGCAGCGUAAUUGUCAAUUUGCACAUCUAUUAGGACUUUAAAUAUUCAUUACUUAGUGUUAAAUUAGCAUUCUGUGUGGGGUCGAGAAGCUUUUAAUACAGUUUUCCUGACCUUAGGUAUGGCAGGAGGUCAAGCGUGACUGGAGCUCUCUAAGUGAAAAGUCAGGUAGGGUCCAUUUAAACUUGCAAAUUAAGAAGUAGAAACUCCUUUGGCAGAGUAAAUAGUGAUCUUCAGAAAACCCCUGCUUUUAAAGGAAGAGGGAGGGAGCAAAACCACUCUUUUUCUAGCAUUUUAACAUAGGCCAGUUUGUGAAUUGGACCAUUUGGGAGUCAGUUGUUUGAUUGACGCUAUGGCAGACUUCCAAGGCGGUGAUGGUUUGUGACAAGUCACUCCGCGCUAAUCUUCCGGUCCGGUCACCGUGCUACAGUCCUGUUAGUUGUGUGAGUGUAUUCAGGGCUCCAUCAUUACAUAAUCCACUGUGUAGGUCUGAACAUAGGAACAUUCUUUGUUGUAUGGGAAUCAUAAUAGUUUACCCACUAAGAAAGGUAUGAAAAAAGGGUAUUUUCCACCAAACAAAGCCUGGAACUUUUGACUUUGUGUAUUUAUUAGACAGUUUGAGGAUUUUAGUUCCCUUCAUUCUGGAGCUGUGCUUUUUCUUAUAAAUUCAGUUAGAAGGCCUACCGUACUAUGACUAUUAUAAUGUUUUACUCAAAAUAUGAUUUUAUGUCCUAUCAAUAUGAGUAUAAAACAGAUUGAGUCUUACUAAUCAUGUAACAAAGUAUUGUAGAUUGUAUAUUGAUUUUUCUAAAAUUAAAGACGUAUUUCAAAUAA